Symphalangus syndactylus (siamang) is the source of this 2842-nucleotide messenger RNA. It is a transcript of the gene ZNF837, whose product is annotated as zinc finger protein 837. Gene Ontology annotation, molecular function: RNA polymerase II cis-regulatory region sequence-specific DNA binding; DNA-binding transcription factor activity, RNA polymerase II-specific. Gene Ontology annotation, biological process: regulation of transcription by RNA polymerase II. The record is from RefSeq and is a predicted model, not a curated record. NCBI's taxonomy places the organism in Eukaryota, Metazoa, Chordata, Mammalia, Primates, Hylobatidae.
UUUCCUGACCUCGUGAUCCGCCUGCCUCGGCCUCCCAAAGUGCUGGGAUUACAGGCGUGAGCCACUGCACCUGGCCAUGAUGGCUCCUUAAUGCCCUUACUGGCACUUUGGUUGUCUGUUGAAGUCCCCAGCCUGAUUAUCAACUCGUUUGGAGUGUGCUGGAUUCAGUCCACCCAGUUGCCUGGCAGAGCCAAGCCUGGCCCUGCCGCACCCCAAACUCGAUCUUGUGCCCAUGGCUGAUACUUCAUGGGCUACUUUGGCCCAGCCACUGUCUGCUUCCAUGGGAUGCCCACCUGUAAUGGAUCGAAUGGUGGCCCCCAAAAAGGUAAGUUCAUGCCCUAAUACCCAGACCCAGCGAAUGUGACCUAUUGGAAAAAAAUCUUUGCAGAUGUAAUUUAGUCAAGGAUCCCAAGAUGAGAGCAUCCAGGAUUAGUGGGGUGGACCCUACAUCCAAUGACAAGUGUCCUAAUAAGAGAGAGAAGAGGGCCGGGCGCGGUGGCUCAUGCCUCUAAUCCCAGCACUUUGGGAGGCCGAGGCGGGCAGAUCAUGAGGUCAGGAGAUCGAGACCAUCUUGGCUAACACAGUGAAACCCCAUCUCUACUAAAAAGACAAAAAAAUUGGCCGGGCGUGGUGGUGGGCACCUAUAAUCCCAGCUACUCGGGAGGCUGAGUCAGAGAACUGCUUGAACCUGGGAGGUGGAAGUUGCAGUGAGCCGAGAUCGCAGCCACUGCACUCCAACCUGGGCAACAGAGCAAGACUCUGUCUCAAAAAAAAAAAAAAAAAAAAAAAAAAAAAUCCCACUUGUGUCCCAAUUGGGGCCAGUGGCUGAAACUGUCAGACAUCUACACACCCACACAGAGCCAGCAGCUGCAUUCCUUUCUCUGUGACAACUGUCAAGGCCUUCCUGUGCAACUCUCUUCAGCCACCAAGGGACCCACAAGGCGGGCAGCCCUCCAAGUGCCCUUCAGCCUCCUCUCGCCCUCAAUGAGCUUGAUGAGGCUGCCAGCCUUGAGAGCACCACCGUUACCUGGUUGAAGAGGGGAGGGGAUGCCCAGCAUUGGCCUCUGCAGCGUGGAUCUCCUGGCCAGGCUCUCAGCUGUCAGAUCCUACAACCAGAACUCUGCGCCCCAGGAUGGAGGCUCCAGCCCAGAAGGCUGGGCAGGGAGGAACCCCCAAGGCCGAUGCCCAGGGUGCCUCUGGGGCCCGGGAGAAGAGGCCCGAGGAGCCGAGGCUCCUCGAAGAGGACCGAGCUGGGAGCCGCCCCACUCAAAAGGGGGACCUGCGUGGAGCGGUGGGCGGUAGGACGACUCCCCCAGGCGGGGGCUGCAGCCUCGGGGUGAGCCCCAGCCCGGGGACCCGGCACAGCGCCGGGACCAGACCCCUCGUGCGGGAGCCGUGCGGCCCCACCUCUUCUCAGGACCCUGAGCUAGUUAUCCCCGAGGGGCUGCAGGCCCGGGAGGGCCCCUGUAGGAGCCCGGCGCGUGGCGGGGACUGCAGCAGGAACUCCUGCCUGGCGCGGCAUCGCGGGGCGCCCGCUGGGGAGACGCCACCCGUGUGUGAACCCUGUCCAGAGCGGCUCCGGAACCGCCCCCGGACUCAACUGUGUGAGGUCCACAGGGACUGUUGGCCGUGCCAACCGGGGACUGGCGCUCCGACCCGCCCGAGGACCCCAAAGCCGACCUCCCGUGGGAGGAGCCCCCUGAUGGAGCAGCCCCGGGCUUGCGCGUGCGGAGAGGCCUUGGCGUGGAGGGCCCUGCGGAUCCCCCAGGAGAGGCUGCAGGCGACGGAGGAGCCCCGUCCGUGUGCCCGGUGCGGGAAGCGCUUCCGCCCCAACCAGCAGCAGCGGACAGGCAAGGGCCCCCCAGUGUGUCCUGAAUGCGGCCAAACCUCGCGACCUCGCCCGAUUGUCCCCGAUCCUCCGGCCCAGCGACUGUACGCUUGCGACGAGUGCGGCAAGGCCUUCACGCGCACCUCCAGCCUGCUGCAGCACCAGCGCAUCCACACGGGCGAGCGGCCCUACGAGUGCGCCGAGUGCGGCAAGGCCUUCGUGCGCUGCUCCGGCCUGUACCGCCACCAGAAGACGCACUCGGCCGAGCGCCACCGGCGCGGCCCCGUCCUGGCCCGGCGCGCCUUGCGUCUAGGGUGCCCGCCCUGCGGGGACUGCAGCGAGCGGAGUCCCCGACGGGGGUCGGGAACUGGGGAGAAGCCGUACGAGUGCGCCGACUGCGCCAAGGCCUUCGGGCUGUUCUCGCACCUCGUGGAGCACCGGCGCGUGCACACCGGCGAGAAGCCCUACGCGUGCCCCGAGUGCGGCAAGGCCUUCAACCAGCGCUCGAACCUGAGCCGGCACCAGCGCACGCACAGCAGUGCCAAGCCCUACGCGUGCCCACUGUGCGAAAAGGCCUUCAAGGGCCGCUCGGGCCUGGUGCAACACCAGCGCGCGCACACCGGCGAGCGGCCCUAUGGCUGCCCCGAGUGCGGCAAGACCUUCCGCGGCUGCUCCGAGCUGCGCCAGCACGAGCGCCUGCACUCGGGCGAGAAGCCCUACAUCUGCCGCGACUGCGGCAAGGCCUUCGUGCGCAACUGCAGCCUGGUGCGCCACCUGCGCACGCACACGGGCGAGCGGCCCUACGCGUGCGGGGAGUGCGGCCGCGCCUUCAGCCAACGAUCCAACCUCAACGAGCACCAGAAGCGGCACGCGGGCCGCGCCGCGCCUUGACUGCAGGGAGUCAACAGUCGACGCGUCGCCCAAGCGAACCCUGCGUCGAGGAGGGGCCUUUGUCCCGGAAAACCCACCAACGUUUGUAACCUUGAUUAAACUUCACUUUGUACACAUGGCGUC